CUAGGUUUCCACUCGCCCCCGACGGUUCCGUCCCUCUCUUUAGCUGUCGUCCCGUCGCCGCACGCGAUCUCGUUGAUUCGUCGAGUGGAGAUGGCGGAGGGGAAGCCCAAGAGCCGCCAGUCCGGAGUCUGGAGCACCAUCAAGCCCUUUGUCAAUGGCGGCGCCUCCGGCAUGCUCGCCACCUGCGUCAUCCAGCCCAUCGAUAUGGUCAAGGUGAGGAUCCAGCUGGGUCAGGGGUCAGCUGUCCAAGUUACGAAGAACAUGCUUGCCAACGAAGGAUUUGGCUCCUUUUACAAGGGACUAUCAGCUGGUUUACUAAGGCAAGCUACUUAUACGACUGCACGAUUGGGUUCCUUUAGGGUGCUGACAAACAAAGCUGUCGAGGCUAAUGAUGGCAAGCCACUGCCUUUGCUUCAGAAAGCUGCUAUUGGUCUUACAGCCGGAGCAAUUGGAGCAAGUGUUGGAAGCCCAGCUGAUUUAGCACUCAUCAGGAUGCAAGCUGAUGCAACUUUACCUGCAGCACAACGAAGAAACUACAAAAAUGCUUUCCAUGCACUCUAUCGUAUCAUUGCUGAUGAAGGGGUUUUGGCUCUAUGGAAAGGUGCAGGUCCUACAGUAGUACGAGCGAUGUCGUUAAAUAUGGGUAUGCUUGCAUCAUAUGAUCAGAGCAUUGAGCUAUUCAGGGAUUCUCUUGGUUUUGGUGAAGUUAGCACUGUAAUUGGGGCAAGUGCUGUUUCAGGGUUCUUUGCAUCUGCUUGCAGUUUACCAUUUGAUUAUGUGAAGACACAAAUACAGAAGAUGCAGCCUGAUGCCACUGGGAAGUAUCCUUACACUGGUUCUUUGGACUGUGUGAUGAAGACCUUAAAGUCUGGCGGGCCUUUCAAAUUCUACACCGGAUUUCCCGUCUACUGUGUCCGAAUUGCUCCACACGUCAUGAUGACGUGGAUAUUCUUGAAUCAAAUUCAGAAGGCUCAGCAAGCAGUGGGCUUAUAGAAAUCCACUUAAUUGGGAAUGGUAUAAGUCGAAUUUAAUUGUUUUGGAAUAAUAUCAUUGAACACAGGCUGGUUUUGAUGCCAUGACAGCCUUUGGUUUGACACCAUUUAGCCGUGUGUGAUUGUUGUUGUGUUGGGGAAGUAGUUCCAUACAUUUUUUUUAGGUCGAUACUCGAGUCGAGUGGCAGGCAGUACAAGAUACUCGCCUCGUUGUAUUUCUCCAUUAAGAAGGAUCUCAGAUCUCAUUUUCUUAAUAUCAUCAUGACUGUUGGUUAUGAGUUCUUCUUGGAAUCACUGCUGAAGAUAAUUAUGAUGAUGUGCAGCUUGUAACAAUAGGCUUUUUUUAUGCCUCAUUUCAUACAGGACGGAACCUUAGAUGGACUUUUAUAGGUAUAUGUAUGCGGCAGAUAACGGAGAGACCUGCGAUCCUGAGUUUGUUGUGAAUCACGAUGUAUACAAAUGAAGCGUUGCAUUCUUUGUUUUAGUGCUAUAGAGAUUAUGAUUGGUCAAUCAAGGUCAAAUCAAAUUAAACCUGAAGCAAUUGAGACUACGAAUCUAUAAUAGAUUUGUCUCCAUAUGCUCUUUUAGGUGAAUAUUCGAGUUAAUCCGAGUCGGGUUCCGGAUUGCAGGGUUGACGGUCCGGAUCUGGUUCGGGACAAGAAAUGAUCUUCCUAAGCCGGGUUUAGUCAGGUCCGUCCGGCCCGACGGUUUUACAAUCGUCUGACUCGAGCCUGAUCUGUUUCCGAAUCCAUGGACUGCCCCCUUAAACCAGUCCAAGAGGCCCAUCUACGUACGCAUCAUUUAGGGCGUGGGCGUGCCCCGUGACGAGAGACGGAGCGCUACGCGACGCGAUCGCCAUGGUUCAGGGGGAAGUCGGCACCAAGCUCGUCCGGUUGUUAUACUUUGUCGGAGCCGGAAUUAUCUGCACCAAGGGGAUCAACCUAUGGCGUGAUUACGAACGGAAGGCCGCCGCCACAAGUAUGGCCGAGAUGGCAACACAGACGCCAGCGAAGAUCGUCAAUGGACCAGACGCAGCUGCCUCAAAUUCUUGAUUCCCGGGUUAGGGUUUCUUAUUUCUGGCUGUAGUGGUUCUUGCAAUGCGAGGGUUUCACGCUUGCUGUUUAUUGGAUGCUUGAUGCAACCAAUCAUUGUCAUCUUGAGUUAAUUCUGGAUCUGUAUAUUUGCUUUCUCUUGAAAAGGCCUACAUAAAUAAGACAUGCUGUAGAUUGCUUUUCUUUCCGUAUACUUGAAUAGUGGAGCAUGCUCUACGUAUUUCCUUUCA
Molecule: messenger RNA, 2274 nt
Organism: Musa acuminata AAA Group (dessert banana)
Lineage: Eukaryota; Viridiplantae; Streptophyta; Magnoliopsida; Zingiberales; Musaceae
Product: mitochondrial dicarboxylate/tricarboxylate transporter DTC-like
Exons: 7
Coding region: 91-993 (300 amino acids)
Molecular function (GO): transmembrane transporter activity
Source: RefSeq, a predicted model, not a curated record